Messenger RNA from Condylostylus longicornis, 909 nucleotides. RefSeq lists its product as uncharacterized. Lineage: Eukaryota; Metazoa; Arthropoda; Insecta; Diptera; Dolichopodidae. The record is from RefSeq and is a predicted model, not a curated record. The coding region runs from base 244 to 870 and encodes 208 amino acids. The transcript is spliced from 2 exons.
CAAUUUAAAACAUAUUUUCCACAAUAUGAUAAUGAUAAAGGUUUAAAAUCAUACAAAAGAUUUGAUGCAUUAAAAAAUUUUCAAAAAUUAAAUUUAUUACAUCUUGAUGGUUAUAUUCAAUGUGAAGAUAAAUUUUGGCAAUCACUUGAAAUUCUUAUAUUAAAAACUGAUAUAAAAAUAUUAAAUAUAACUUAUACAAAUAAUAUAAAAAAUUUUACAAUAAAAGAAUUUGUACAAUUUUUAAUGAGAUUAAAUAAGAAAAGAAAAACAUUAAAAAUUAAUUUAGAAAUUAAAGAAGAAAUUAUUAUAUCGAAGAAUUUUUUGAAAAGAAUGAUUGAACAAAUUAAUUUGUAUAAAGAUUAUGAUUUAGAUUUUAAACAAGACAAUUAUUUUACUCUAUGGGCUGUUGUUGAACGUCAACAUGAAAAUGACAUAAAAAAUGAGAAAAUUUUUAAUGAAGCACUAAAAAUCUUUAAUAUUAUAUUGGAAGAAAAUUAUUUUGAAUAUUAUAAUAGUAAAAAAUAUCAUGAUAAUGAAAUUUAUUUAACUGAUUUAAAUCCAUUACUAAUAAAUAGAAGACAAAGUAUUCCAGAAAGAAAUCAAGAAUUAUUAGAAGUUCAACAAUAUAAUAUGGAUUCAACAUCACCAACUCCAGUACGAAGGUUUAUGGCAGAAAAUGAAAAUUAUAAUCAAAAUAAUUUAAAUGAUUACACAAAUGAAAAUUUAUUAAUUGAUAAUGAACAUUAUUCACCAGAAGCUUUUGAAAGAAGAAAAUCACUAGGAAAAGCUCAAAUAAUAUUUAGUUCAGAUGUGGAUAUAAAAAUUUCUAAAAUAAAAAAAAGAUUACAAAAAUGUAAUUCAUUAAACUAAAAUGAAUAAAUAAUAUUCAAGAUUUCAAUUAUUAAUGAA